Olea europaea var. sylvestris is the source of this 1763-nucleotide messenger RNA. Its product is annotated as protein trichome berefringence-like 7. The transcript is spliced from 4 exons. The record is from RefSeq and is a predicted model, not a curated record. Gene Ontology annotation, cellular component: Golgi apparatus. NCBI's taxonomy places the organism in Eukaryota, Viridiplantae, Streptophyta, Magnoliopsida, Lamiales, Oleaceae. The coding region runs from base 299 to 1567 and encodes 422 amino acids. Gene Ontology annotation, molecular function: O-acetyltransferase activity.
UGCACCUGAAUCUAAGUCCCACAAACAGCGUUCCACGUAUUUAGUUCAGCUUUCACUUUCAAAAACAACCAUUCGUAUUUCCUAGUUAAAUUACUGAUAAAGGCUCAAUUUUUGACCUUAUUUAUGACAUAAUCUUUGCUUUUCUACAAAACCCAGUUGAAGAAACUGUAAGAUUCUCUACGUUUUUACUUAAUCGAGCUCAUUUUCACAAAAAAAGAAGUUCCUUUCUUGAUUCUUGAUUAUGAACAAGACAAAUAGUGUUGUUCCAAUUCUGUAUGUAUAGUUGAGAUGCGUGAAGAUGGUAAGUAAAUUAGAUUUGAGUUCCUUUGGUCAUUUGAAGCCUGCUGUUAUGAAACUUCUUAAUUUGGGCAAAUUUUCUUCUGUGAAUAACAAUACAAGUGGGGUUUUUCAAACGUUCAAUUCGUUGCUGCUGGGUGUUUCAUUAAUCUGCUUUUUCGUUGUGAUCGGAUCCAGCUAUUUUUACAUGUUCCCAGCUGUUGAACCAGUAGUUGAGAAUAUGGGGAAUGUGAACGUGAAUAGUUACAGUAAUAAAUCUAGUGAUUUUUUGAGUAACUCUUGCAAUAUUUUUGAUGGGAAAUGGGUAGUUGGUGAAAAUUACCCUUUAUACAAUGCAUCACAAUGUCCUUUUGCAGAACGAGGGUUUAAUUGUUUGGCUAAUGGUAGAAGGGAUAAAGGGUAUCUUAACUGGAGGUGGAGUCCCAAAAAUUGUGAUAUACCGAGGUUUGACGUGAAUUUAAUAAGGGAAAUGCUUCGAGGGAAGAGGGUCGUGUUUGUUGGUGAUUCCUUGGGUCGAACACAAUGGGAGUCUAUGAUUUGUAUGCUCAUGACAGGUCUGGAUCCUAAGAGUGUCUAUGAAAUCAAUGGAAAUCAGAUCACGAAACAGAUUAGGUAUUUAGGUGUUCGGUUUAGGUCCUUCAAUUUCACCGUUGAGUUUUACCGGUCUGUUUUCUUAGUUCAGCCUGGUCCGGUGCCAAGACGAGCCCCAAAGAGGAUUAAGUCGGUACUAAAGCUUGACCAAUUGGAUGAUAUAAGUAAAGAGUGGAUCGAUUCAGAUAUUCUCAUCUUCAAUUCUGGGCAUUGGUGGACGACUACUAAGCUCUUUGACAUGGGCUGUUAUUUCCAGAUUGGUGGAAGGAUGAAGCUUGGAAUGUCAAUAAAUAAUGCCUAUAAAACUGCAUUAGUCACUUGGAGAUCUUGGGCAGAGAGUGCGAUCAAUUCCAAACGGACACGUGUAUUCUUCCGAACUUUUGAAUCCACUCACUGGAGGAGUGGAGCUCGUCAGAAUUGCAAAGUUACGAAACAACCCCUGUCAAAAGUUAGGGGGAGACAAAAGAACUCUAUAUCUGAUGCUAUAAUUGGCACUGUGAGAAACAUAUCUAUACCAGUAACACUGCUGCACGUUACUCCUAUGAGUGCAUUUCGGAGUGAUGCACAUGUCGGCACUUGGAGCGACAAUCCUUCGGUUCCUGAUUGUAGCCAUUGGUGCUUGCCUGGAGUACCCGAUAUGUGGAAUGAGCUGCUCUUCUCAUUUCUACAUUCAAAUUGAGCGGAAUUAAUCAGAUUACUUGCUAACCUGUUAAGUUCUUUUCUUCAUCUGCUCAUGUCUAUAUUCUUUACAUGUUUUUUGCCUGAGGGAAUCAUACACAAAUAUGUAUUUGAAUAUAUAUAUUAUACAGGUUUUGUGAUCUUGUUUUGACAUUAUACCGGUUUUAUGAUCUCGUUUUGGCCACUGUUUUCCAAUA